UGUGGGUCUUGGUCUCUUUAACAGCUUACAUUGAAAUUUAAUUGCAUGCAUUUCAAUUCUACUGAUCCUGUCCUGUUUUCACUUUGUUUUGUUGGGGGAUUUAGGAAGCAUUUGCUUUUGUUGCUCUAGGAAGAUCUCUCUGUUAGUACCAUUCUUGUAAUUACUGAAAAUCCAACUGGAUAUGGUUAACAUUUCAAGUGAUUUGAGUAUCUCUAUCAGAUUAUUUUGCUGCUGGAAGAUGUCAUGUGUGUGUGUGUGUGUGUGUGUGUGUGUGUGUGUUUGGUUUCAAAGGACUAUUCUGUUCGAAGGGAUUGACAAUUUGCAAGAUUGGGUGCUAUGGUUCUCUUAAAAGCUAGGGAAAAAUCUUGAUUUUAGCAGUUAAUAUGCUUUCCAGUAGGAGCUUAGGAGGUCUGGUUGCCUUGUAGAAGUUAAAACACUACUGAGGCCUUUCCUUUCUUAUUUUUGAUGAUAAAUUUUAGUGCUUUGCACUGAUUGAAUGUUGAGUUUUAUUGAGACCUUUCCUUCUCUCAGUUUUCAUCCAGUAUUUAGGAAACCUCUUGUUGUAUUCACGACCACUCUUGCAUUGAAAUGAACCUAUCUUCCCUCAGAUACGUUGAAUUUGUUUCUGUUGUUAUUUUUAAAUGAAGUUGACAUAGUUUGUUCUCUUUGGGUUGAAUGUAAUAUGGGAGAUUAGUAUUUCUAUGGAGAAUUCCUUGGUGUUCCCUUACUAGUUUCUUCUGGGUUGAUCUUGAUAUCUCGAAUGAAAAGAUCUUGAUAAAUUUUUCUUGUGAUGAAACAUGGAGGACCCAUUUUUACAUCUUGCAAGCUUGAGCUCUUAUAUAGCCCAGCAAUUUGCUCAAUUUAUUGAAGAUCUUAUCUGCAUAGAUAUCUUUGGGUGGUCGGAAAAUUUAGUUGGCUUUGGUGGUCAGCAUGUAACCUUCACCAGUAACAGGGGUUACAGAUCUGUUCAUGAAGCGUCCUCAUUUUCUUCAAGAGUGUCCAACCAAGGAUCAAGCCUUAUAAUUCGUGAAAGAAGCACCUCCAAUCCCAAUGAUAGCUUACCUGUACAUUCAAGAUUAGAGAUUGUGAGAAGUAAUCAAAGUUAUGGAGGUUUCAGCCUCAUUUUUGAAGGGUUGAUGCUUCCAGUAUAUGGUCUAAGAUAUGCUUGGAAACUUAUGGUGGCCUCUUGGAGAUGUUUUAUAUCUCAUAUCCGAUGUGCUCUAGUUCAAGUUCAGAGUGUUAUAUCUCGUGUCCUUAAAACCUUGCAUGGAUCUUCUGAUGACAUUGGGUGGAUGCAACGAGCUCCUGAAAUGGCUCCUGUAGUUGAUGGCUCAGCUAGAUUUAGAGAACUACUACAAGAUAUUAGGAAUGGACAGCACACACUACCGGAUUCUUUUGUUUAUCUACUAAUUCCAGGGUUUUUCAGCAAUCACGGUCCCUUAUAUUUUGUGAGCACUAAGAAGUUCUUUUCAAAGAUGGGACUAAUUUGCCAUAUUGCUAAGAUUCAUAGUGAGGCAUCCGUGGAACAAAAUGCAUGGGAAUUGAAGCAAUACAUUGAGGAGUUACACUGGGGGUCUGGCAAACGUGUGAUGCUGCUUGGUCACAGUAAGGGUGGGGUCGACGCCUCCGCUGCUUUGUCAAAAUAUUGGCAUGAAUUAAAGGAUAAAGUUGCAGGGCUGGCAUUUGUGCAGAGCCCUUAUGGUGGGACGCCUGUUGCAUCAGAUAUUCUUCGUGAAGGCCAGAUUGCUGACAAGGAAACGCGAAGGAUCAUGGAGUUUUUAAUAUGCAAGCUAAUUAAGGGUGACAUACGGGCAUUAGAGGAUCUCACGUAUGAGAAGCGACAGGAGUUCAUAAAAAACCACAAGCUUCCUGACGAUAUUCCUCUCAUCUCCUUCCAUUCUGAAGCCAGUAUAGCACUGAACGUAAUAGCAACAAUGUCCCAUAUUGCACAUGCUGAACUUCCUUGGCUACCUUUGCCUGGGUUUGGUGACAAUGACUCAGCAGAUGUCAUCCAAGCAGGCUGCAAGGUGCCUGUUAUGGUUCCUGUUUCUGCUGGACUCGCUUUUUGUGCACUCCACCUGCAAUUAAGGUAUGGAGAGAAGAGUGACGGUCUAGUGACCUGUCGUGAUGCUGAAGUACCCGGUUCAGUGGUGGUAAAACCAGACAUGAAGCUUGAUCAUGCUUGGAUGGUAUAUUCAUCAUGGAAAAAGGACCCAAAUGAACCGGAUGCUAGUGAAAUGUGUGAAGCUAUGUUAACUAUGCUUGUGGAACUCGGUAAGAACAGAAAGAAGCUUUGUUAACUUUGCAUAUCAUGUCAGAUCAAUCCUUUGAACAAUCAAGUUCCAAAUACUAGAUGGAAAUGAAAUAUCAUAUGUUUGUUCCAACAUUUUCUGAUUAAUAUGCCAGGAUAUGGUUUUGUUUUAA
Molecule: messenger RNA, 2424 nt
Organism: Nicotiana tabacum (common tobacco)
Lineage: Eukaryota; Viridiplantae; Streptophyta; Magnoliopsida; Solanales; Solanaceae
Source: RefSeq, a predicted model, not a curated record